This is a messenger RNA of Symbiodinium natans, 1350 nucleotides long. The record is from the annotation of a GenBank genome assembly. NCBI's taxonomy places the organism in Eukaryota, Dinophyceae, Suessiales, Symbiodiniaceae.
AUGAUUAUUCUGGCUCACGCUUGUGGUCGCAGGGUCGAGUCCUCAUUGCAGGAGCUGGUCCGAGGACUUCUCCCAGGCAGCUUGCCUGGCCUGCCUGGCUUGCCCGGUCAGAAGGGGGUGCCUGUGGAUCCUGGUGCUGAUUGCCAGGAGGCCCUGAGGCCUGCGCCUUCCUUGCCUCGCAAUGGAGCAGAGGCGGAGGUGUCGCAGAAGAGCCUCACCCCACUGCCCACACGAGGUGCUGGGGCUGCUGACGCCGCUGACGCAGCCACCCCACAGGUGGCACCGUGGCGGCUGAGAUGCGGGCAGAUGCGGCAGCAAGCAGCCACAACUUCUAGUGGUUGUGGAAUGCUACAAGGAGCUCUGACCAGGAAAGUCCACGAGGAGGCAAGAAAAGAAGAUUGGCCGGCUGAGCAAGUGCUGGGCGGCCGGUCAGAUGACGGCAGGAUGCCGGCAAAGCAGCAGGCCUGCGCUCAGAAAAGGCAGCUGGAGCCUGAAGGAACAUCGAAGACGUUGCAGGAGGAGGAGCCACCCUCUGCAGACCACGGGAUCACCGAGGGGUGCGAUGAGGCUGUCACCGCAGCAGAUGCAGAGCCUGGAGCAGACCAAGAAGAGGAGGCAGUCAGGGUCGUCACAGACGCACCCCUGGAGGAAGCCGAGUCCGAAGAAGUUGGUCUGGAUGGCAUGGGAUCCGAGGCCUCGGAGGCCGUCAGGGCCGCUGCGGACGCAGAGCCCACGAUUGGCCAGGAAGACGAGGCGCCCCUGGAGGAAGCCGAGUCCCAAGAAGCUGGUUUGGAUGGCAUGGGAUCCGAGGCCUCGGAGGCCCUGCAGAAGCUUGCCGUCAGGGCCGCUGCGGACGCAGAGCCCACGAUUGGCCAGGAAGACGAGGCACCCCUGGAGGAAGCCGAGUCCCAAGAAGCUGGUUUGGAUGGCAUGGGAUCCGAGGCCUCGGAGGCCCUGCAGAAGCUUGCCGUCAGAGCCGCUGCGGACGCAGAGCCCACGAUUGGCCAGGAAGACGAGGCGCCCCUGGAGGAAGCCGAGUCCCAAGAAGCUGGUUUGGAUGGCAUGGGAUCCGAGGCCUCGGAGGCCCUGCAGAAGCUUGCCGUCAGGGCCGCUGCGGACGCAGAGCCCACGAUUGGCCAGGAAGACGAGGCACCCCUGGAGGAAGCCGAGUCCGAAGAAGCUGGUCUGGAUGGCAUGGGAUCCGAGGCCUCGGAGGCCGUCAGAGCCGCUGCGGACGCAGGGCCCACGAUUGGCCAGGAAGACGAGGAGAUGGACCUGGAUGCGGAGGAGGAGCAGGACCUGCGUAGUCUUGAUGUUGCAAGGUCGAAGAGUCAGUUGAAAAGCCGUUAA